Messenger RNA from Lingula anatina, 1679 nucleotides. RefSeq names its product cystathionine gamma-lyase. Gene Ontology annotation, molecular function: cystathionine gamma-lyase activity; pyridoxal phosphate binding. Gene Ontology annotation, biological process: transsulfuration. Lineage: Eukaryota; Metazoa; Brachiopoda; Lingulata; Lingulida; Lingulidae. The record is from RefSeq and is a predicted model, not a curated record. Gene Ontology annotation, cellular component: cytoplasm.
CCUUAACCUUGACUAUAAAGCUCCGGCAACCACAGUAACAAAUCCAGUGAGCAUUUUAAUGCGUCUCGAGAACCGGCAUGGAAGGGACAACCACGUUUCCACAUUUUGCGACUGAUGCGAUCCACGAGGGACAGGAGCCAGAGCAGUGGAAUUCAAUGGCUGUCGUGCCACCGAUUUCUUUAGCUGCAACAUUCAAGCAAAGUGCACCUGGAAAACACGCGGGUUUUGAAUAUGGCCGUAGUGGCAAUCCAACACGCAAUGUUCUUGAGAAGUGCAUUGCUUCCCUUGAAAAUGCAAAACAUUGUUUAUGUUUUGCCUCUGGUUUGGCAGCCACCACAGCUAUCACCCACAUGCUAAAUGCAGGGGAUCAUAUCAUUAGCAUGGAUGACUUGUAUGGAGGCACUAACCGCUACUUCAAUAAGGUAGCCAAACGACUGAACCUAGAGACCUCUUUUGUGGAUUGUACGGAUUCAGCUAACGUGGCCAAAGCAAUGAAACCAAACACAAAGAUGAUCUGGAUAGAAACUCCCACCAACCCCACUCUGAAGCUGGUGGAUAUCAAAGAAGUGUGUGAUAUAGCACAUAAACAGAAAGAUGUUUUUGUGGCUGUAGAUAGCACUUUUACGUCAUCUUACUUCCAGAGACCGCUGGAUCUUGGAGCAGACAUUGUAAUGCAUUCUCUGACCAAGUACAUGAAUGGGCACUCGGAUGUGAUUAUGGGGGCUGCUGCAUUGAAUAAUGAUGACUUGCAUGAAAGGCUACGCUUUCUACAAAAUUCCAUUGGUUGUGUGCCUUCUCCAUUUGACUGUUACUUGGUCAACCGUGGUUUGAAAACGCUUCACCUCAGGAUGAGAGAGCACAUGAAGAAUGGACUGGCAGUGGCCAAAUUCCUUGAACAGUCACCAAGAGUGGACAAAGUUGUCCAUCCAGGCCUGCCCUCCCAUCCCCAGCAUGAGCUUGCCAAGAGGCAGAUGAAAGGAUUCAGUGGAAUGGUCACUUUCUUCAUCAAAGGGGGAAUCAAAGAAUCCGAGACAUUUCUCAAAUCUUUGAAGCUGUUUACUCUGGCAGAAAGUCUUGGAGGGUUUGAAAGUUUAGCUGAGCAUCCGGGUAUCAUGACGCAUGCAUCUGUACCUGAAGACCACAGAGUACUGCUUGGAAUUAAUGAUUCCUUGAUACGCCUCUCAGUUGGAAUUGAAGAUCUGGAAGAUAUCUUAGCAGAUCUGGAUCAAGCUCUCAAGGCAGCUAUACCAUAAGAUUUUGAUUGGGGAUUUGCCAGGAAGGAAAGGAGUACGCAGCACAACAUGGCACAUACCAAAAUCUGUCUCCCAAAGAAAGUUUCCAAUGAGAGGAGAAUUUAAAGUGAUAACAUGCACAUCUUAGGAUAUUUCAAUAUUUGUUUUUAAGCCACCCCACAGUAUUUUGCUCUCCUUUAUAUUUUGCUUUCACAACUUUUUGUUCAUAAUUUUUUCCAGUUCAGAUACAUAAAUCUUGGUAUAGACUUAUUUGAAAUUAUACUUUUAUGCCAUUCCAUGUUAUUUGCAUCACCUAUAUAUUUUUCCUAUACAGAAAUUUUUGCCAUAACAUUCCUUCCAAUUCAGUUUUAAAGAAUACACAUGAGGUUUGAUUUCUUUCUGUCAAUUUGAUUUAAUGGGACAUAAUGAAAAUACUUCACAUACUGA